This is a messenger RNA of Megalobrama amblycephala (Wuchang bream), 2268 nucleotides long. RefSeq names its product forkhead box B2 (gene foxb2). NCBI's taxonomy places the organism in Eukaryota, Metazoa, Chordata, Actinopteri, Cypriniformes, Xenocyprididae. The transcript has a single exon. Gene Ontology annotation, molecular function: RNA polymerase II cis-regulatory region sequence-specific DNA binding; DNA-binding transcription factor activity, RNA polymerase II-specific. The record is from RefSeq and is a predicted model, not a curated record. The coding region runs from base 440 to 1396 and encodes 318 amino acids. Gene Ontology annotation, biological process: cell differentiation; regulation of transcription by RNA polymerase II; anatomical structure morphogenesis.
CCCCCUAUUUACCCCUUAUUCGUCCUAAAGUCAGUGUCAUCAUAAUAAAACGCAACUAGCGGGGGGUCUGGACCUCUGCCAUUCUUACAAAAGCGUCGCCGGAUCUUCUGUGAGUCAAAGCCGAGCGCGCGCAUCCUCCGGGAGAACUUCUCGCGCUCUGAGAGGACGCAGGUGUCGCGCGCGCGUGUGAGGAGUAUCAUUAGAGAGGUAACUUUCAAACGGUCCCGUUUUCUUUGACAUACUUUGACUUUGCCUUAAUCCUGUGGAUUUUGACUUUGUGAGCUGUUUCUAUGACUAUAAAGCAUAUGUAAACAUACAAAACAAACAGAUGAAGUAAAUCAAAGCAAGGCUAUAUAGCACGCUGAAUGAUUAUUUUUUUAUUUAAAUGGACGAUAUGCUGGCUUGCUUCUGACUGAUACUGCACACAAUUUCAAAAGCCAUGCCUCGGCCAGGCAAAAACUCCUACAGUGACCAGAAGCCUCCGUACUCGUACAUCUCUCUGACUGCCAUGGCCAUCCAGAGCUCCUCUGAGAAGAUGCUCCCCCUCAGCGACAUCUACAAAUUCAUCAUGGACCGCUUCCCGUAUUACCGCGAGAACACUCAGCGCUGGCAAAACUCACUCCGGCACAACCUUUCCUUCAACGACUGCUUCAUCAAGAUCCCCCGGCGCCCCGACCAACCGGGCAAGGGCAGCUUCUGGGCCUUGCAUCCGGACUGUGGAGACAUGUUUGAGAACGGCAGCUUCCUCCGCCGCCGCAAGCGUUUCAAGCUCCUGCGGGUGGAACAUUCGGCUUGCAAGAGUGGCCCCGUGCUGCACUCCUACCACUCUCACCACCAUGCCCAGCACUCCUUGCAUCAAUCCCACCACCAUUCGGGCAAGCUGGGUGUGGGACAUCCGGAGUACCUGGGCACCAUGGGCCGCCUCUCGCACUUCCAGAGCUACACGCUCGGUGGCGGGCAGGGUGGCAGCUUCAAGCACCCGUUCGCCAUCGAGAGCCUGAUCGGCAGAGACUAUAAAGGAGUGAUGGCCAGCGGUUUGCCCAUCGCGUCGGUCAUGCAUCACCUCGGCUAUCCCGUGCCCGCCCAGCUGGGCGGCAUGGUCAACUCCGUGUGGCCGCACGUUGGCAUGCUGUCCGAGCCGGUGUCGUCAGACUACCCACCGUUCAGUGUGGCGGUGAAGGGGCUGUAUCAUCAUCACCCGGGAACCCAGAGCAUGCCCGCCGUGCCCGUGCCCAUCAAACCCACGCCAACCCUGGGCACAGUCCCCUCCCUGACUGGCAUGACGCCGGGAGUAACGCAGCUGUGCCCGAGAACCUCAGCACUGAUGGAGAGAGACGCAACAGCUCUUGUUGAGGAAAAAACCGGGUCUCUCCAUCCUGCUCUCCUGCAGUCUUGAGCCAAAAACUGAAGAUUCAGACACGAGGGUACGUAGAGCAUGUUUUGGGGAUGGCUGUGGACUGAUUUGAGAUGCCAGCCUUUUCCAGAAGAUCUGUACUGUCCUUUAAGAACUGUUAAAGAAGCUUUUUUGCGAGGCUAGUUUAUAUUAUGCAGAAUGCAGGUUGUCAUAUUUGGCUCUGCGCUUUUCUGCUUUGUUUAAUGAGGUAUAGGUUUUAACUUCUUUUAAAAACUGUGUACUGUACAAAGGACUGGUAUAAGAAAAAAAAAAAAAAACAUGUAUCUGAUGUACAUUUUUUAAACACUUAAAAGUUAAGCCUUACAAACUGUACAAAGAAUUAAAAAAUGUAAAACUAUGACUUGCAUGCUUGUAUGCCACUGUUAAAACAGUGAAGAGGAUUUCUGUGUGUCUGAGAGAGAGAGAGUCAUGAAAUAACCCAAAGUGAAUUUUGCUAAAUUAUGUAUUUGUGUAAAAUAGAAAAUACAUAUGUUAAAAUGUUCUUAUAUAUUAUCAUAAAUGUUAUACAUGUAAAUAUGUGUAGAAUAUCAUCACUUUUAGCAUUUGAAUUGCACUCGUGGUAUUUACUAACACAACAUCUAAAUAUUUUAUGAAGAUUAAACAAUCAAAUAUAGACAAUUAUAGUGAACAAAAGCAGGUUUGGUUUAAGUGUGCUGUUUUAAGGUGGCAUGUGAGUUUCAAAAAAGCAGUAUAAUUGUAUAAGAUUUGUAAAUGAAGUAUUUUUAGAGUAAAAUCACACACUUCAAUCCAGUUUCUGUGCAGUGGAAUGUCUUUUUUUCCUGACUUUUUCUCAUGUGUUAGUUCUCCAAGCUGUAUUUACUCUUAUAUGUACAGUAUAUUUACUCUUAUAUAUA